GGACGGGCCUGGCGCCGGCGGCGGCGGAGGGGGCGCCGCGGGCGGGCGAUGUGAGCGCGGCGCUCUGGGCAGCUGACAAACUGCUGAAUUUAGCUUAGUGAAGGGCAUCAACUGAACGCAGUUACGUGUCUAAUGGUUAUUUUCUGGUUGAUGUUGAUGGCAUGGAAAAUCUCGUGGAAGAAUGCAAUUCAAGAGUACGCUUCAUGUCAGUAGAAAUGGACAGCAGCAGUUUUAUUCAGUUUGAUGUGCCUGAGUACAGCAGCACCGUUCUGAGCCAGUUAAACGAACUCCGCCUGCAAGGGAAACUAUGUGACAUCAUUGUCCACAUUCAGGGUCAGCCGUUCCGAGCCCACAAAGCAGUCCUCGCUGCCAGCUCCCCAUAUUUCCGGGACCAUUCAGCAUUAAGUACCAUGAGUGGUUUGUCAAUAUCAGUGAUUAAAAAUCCCAACGUGUUUGAACAGUUGCUUUCAUUUUGUUACACUGGAAGAAUGUCCUUGCAGCUAAAGGAUGUGGUCAGUUUUCUGACUGCAGCCAGCUUUCUUCAGAUGCAGUGUGUCAUUGACAAGUGCACGCAGAUCCUAGAGAGCAUCCAUUCAAAAAUCACUGUUGGAGAUGUUGACUCUGUCACCGUGGGCGCUGAGGAGAACCCUGAGAGCCGCAAUGGAGUGAAAGACAGCAGCUUCUUUGCCAAUCCAGUUGAGAUCUCCCCUCCGUAUUGCUCUCAGGCUCGGCAGCCCUCCGCAAGCAACGACCUCCGCAUGGAGACCACCCCCUGCAAAGCUUUGCGCAGCCGCGUACAGGAGGAAGGGCACUCGGACCGCGGGAGCAGUGGGAGCGUCUCUGAGUACGAGGUUCAGAUCGAGGGGGACCAGGAGCAAGGGGACCUGCUGGGGCGGGAGAGCCAGAUCGCCGAGGUGAAGGUGAAGGUGGAGAAGUGCGACCGGCCCAGCUGUUCUGACAGCUCCUCCCUGGGCGACGAUGGCUACCACACCGAGAUGGUGGACGGGGAGCAGGUGGUGGCGGUGAACGUGGGCUCCUAUGGCUCUGUGCUCCAGCACGCCUACCCCUACGCCCACGCAGCCUCGCAGCCCGCCGCUGUGUCGGAAGCUUUCGGAAGUCUGAGCAACUCCAGCCCUUCCCGGUCCAUGCUGAGCUGUUUCCGAGGAGGCCGUGCCCGCCAAAAGCGGGCUCUGUCUGUCCACCUGCACAGUGAUCUGCAGGGCUUGGUGCAGGGGUCUGACGGCGAAGCCGUGAUGAGCAACCCCGGCUACGAGAGCAGUCCCCGGGAGCGGAGUGCGAGGGGCCACUGGUACCCGUACAACGAGAGGUUGAUCUGUAUUUACUGUGGGAAGUCCUUCAACCAGAAAGGAAGCCUUGACAGGCACAUGCGACUCCAUAUGGGAAUCACCCCCUUUGUGUGCAAGUUCUGUGGGAAGAAGUACACGCGGAAGGACCAGCUGGAGUACCACAUCCGGGGCCACACUGAUGACAAGCCAUUCCGCUGCGAGAUCUGCGGGAAGUGCUUUCCAUUCCAGGGGACCCUCAACCAGCACCUGCGGAAAAACCAUCCGGGCGUGGCCGAGGUCAGGAGUCGCCUAGAGUCCCCCGAGAGAACAGAUGUGUAUGUGGAGCAGAAACUGGAAAACGAUGCGUCGGCAUCGGAGGUGGCCCUAGACUCCCGGAUGGAAAUUCACACAGUGUCUGAUGCUCCUGAUUAAGAGGGUAAAGAAGUGCACCCAAACAAAGCACAUUAAUCAAUGCAUAUUUGUGAUUUGCUUUGUUGUAAUCUUUGGUUUUUCCAACCAUCUGGAAAUUCUCGGUCUCUUGGCAGUUUUUCUAAAGUUUCUGGAUGGAACGCUUCAUUGUGUUUAUCCUUUUCCCCGCCCGCCC
This is a messenger RNA of Cynocephalus volans (Philippine flying lemur), 1890 nucleotides long. RefSeq names its product zinc finger and BTB domain containing 34 (gene ZBTB34). Gene Ontology annotation, biological process: regulation of transcription by RNA polymerase II. Bases 162 to 1718 code for a protein of 518 amino acids. Lineage: Eukaryota; Metazoa; Chordata; Mammalia; Dermoptera; Cynocephalidae. Gene Ontology annotation, molecular function: DNA-binding transcription factor activity, RNA polymerase II-specific; RNA polymerase II cis-regulatory region sequence-specific DNA binding; protein binding. The transcript is spliced from 3 exons. The record is from RefSeq and is a predicted model, not a curated record.